CGUGCACCUUGCCUGUGCGCAAGGUUCUUUCGACAUCAUCAAGAUGAUGCUUGACAGCCAGCCUAAGAACGCCGCAUCCGUUCUACACAUGCAAGAUGUCCAGCAGAUGACGCCACUGCAUCACGGCGCCAUGUUUGAUCAUGUCGACAUUGUUCAGUAUCUGCUGGAUCAGGGGUCCAACAUCGACGCCAGGGAUAAGGAGGGUCGGUCGGCGGUGCUGCUGGCGGCCUCUCGCAGCGCGUGGCGCGCCGUCACCGCGCUCAUAGACAGAGGCUGUCGGCUGAACGAGAAGGACGACCAGAAUCGCAACAUACUGCACUUCGUCGUCAUGAACGGUGGCGACAUAGAUGCGCUGGCCGUCAUACUGCUACGCAAAGAAGACUUCUCGGACAAGAAGCUGUGCGAGUGUUUUCUGAACGAGCGUGACGCUACCGGCUGCACGCCGCUACACUACGCCUCCAGGGCUGGCCACCUCAAGAGCUUAGAGAACCUCAUCCGCUUGGGGGCGCAAGUGAACCUCAAGGACAAGGACGACCAAUCACCGCUGCACUUCGCCGCGAGGUAUGGGAGGAGGAACACCUGUCGUAGACUGCUGGACUCUAGCAGCGGUCAGUUCAUCAUGAAUGAGACUGACGGUAGUGGCCGCACAGCGCUGCACAUCGCUGCAGAGGGCGGUCACGUCAAGGUCGUGCAGCUGCUCAUGCAGAGAGGAGCGCUCGUUCACACGGACCACGCGGGGCGAUCGCCGCUCCAUCUGGCGGCCGCGAGUGGCUACACAUGGACGAUCAAGCAACUGCUAGCGGUUCACGCUCACCUGCUAGACAAGGUCGAUAAAGACGGGAACACGGCGCUCCACCUAGCGGCGGAGAAUGGACAGUCGAGGGCUGUCCAGCAUCUGUUAGACAGGAAUGCCAGCGUGAAGGUCAUGAACGAUCAAGGUCAGACGGCGCUCGGACUCGCUGUAGAGAUGCAGAAUGCAGAGACAGCGUCUACGUUCAUCAACAACUGCAGGUGGCACGAAAUCAUGAACGCAAAAUGCGGAAACUUGUGCGUCAUGGGACGAAUGAUCCAGCACCUACCGGAAGUCGCCGCGGUGGUGCUGGAUAAAUGCCACACAACAGCAGACGCCGAAGAUGCUAAAGCGGAAAAUUUCUACGUAAGAAUAUCAACAUAUUACUGA
Molecule: messenger RNA, 1180 nt
Organism: Priapulus caudatus
Lineage: Eukaryota; Metazoa; Priapulida; Priapulimorpha; Priapulimorphida; Priapulidae
Product: transient receptor potential cation channel subfamily A member 1-like
Exons: 8
Coding region: 44-1180 (378 amino acids)
Biological process (GO): regulation of gene expression
Cellular component (GO): nucleus
Molecular function (GO): protein binding
Source: RefSeq, a predicted model, not a curated record